CACGGACGCUCUGCUGCCUGUGACUUUGAACGUCAGUUGAGAACGGUUGAGAGUCAGCCUCAUGCAGACUGACCAAUGAGGAGAGGGCCUCAAGUUAAGACCCUCUCUCCUCAUUGGUCAGUCCACACGAGGUGGGUCAAAGGUUACGCCGAGCGGGUUACGUGACGUCAGGCGUUGCUAUAACUGAAAAAAAAUUAUCAGACAUGGAGAAGCUAAGUGGCGCGAAACGGAAAUUAAAAAAGGAAAAGGGCAUCAGAAACGCAGAAAACUUAAAGUAUAUACCUAAAAUAGGUAACUUCUUUACUGCUGUUAAGUCAGCUUCCGUCAACGACGAGGACUCAGCUAUCCAGGGCUUUUCUACACCGCCAGCACCAGCUUACGCUUACCGCCCGGAGAGCAAAGAGCCAGCAGCAGCAACUUCAAGCAACAAACCAGAGGCAGCGAGUCUGAUCGCUGAGGAAAGCGGUGAUGGCGGGUCUCUAGUUUCGCCGCCACCGGAGUUGCUUAUCGAGUCUGGGAGCAACCCCUGCAUCUCAACGCCUCUACUCCCACGGGAUCCUGCACUGUGGGGGGCCGUUACAGAGCGGCUACGGGAAGAAGCGAUUUACCGAGGGCCUGCAGCUUUCCAGAACCGGGCCGCCAAGUAUCCUGCAUCGGUAAGGGAGUCCGGACUUGGAAGUAGAACACGCUCCCUCACCAAUGAUUUGCUUCACUGCCGGCUUCCAAACAAUCAAAUUGUGCCAAGAGAAUGGCUUCUUUACUCGCCAUCAACUGGAUCAGUUUAUUGUUAUGCCUGCAAACUUCUGUCAUCCCAGAAGCAUGCAUUCAUCAGCGGAUUCUGUGAUUGGAAACAUCCAGAGAGGGUUAGUGAUCACGAAAAGAGUCCAGAACAUAGACAAAACAUGCUGUCUUUAUUGCACAGAUCUAAAUAUGCAUGCCGAGUGGACGCUUCUCUUGCCCGACAGUGUGAGUCAGAACAGCAGUACUGGAAGGAAGUCCUCAGACGUGUGGGGGCUGUUGUCAAAUUUUUGGGAGCGAGGGGACAACGAACUGCUGGGCUCUGCGCACAAUGGGAACGGUUUGGGACUGAACUCAUAGCAGAGUUUGACCCCUUUUUAAAAGAGCACCUUGAGAAACAUGGCAAUAAGGGUAGAGGUAAGCCAUCUUACUUGUCAUCAACUGUGUGUGAAGAAUUUAUUUCAUUAAUGGGUGAAAAAACUAAGCAAGUGAUUGCAGAGGAACUCAAACGUGCAAAAUAUUUCUCUGUAAUCGUUGAUUCAGCACCAGAUUUAGCACAUGUAGAUCAGCUCACAUUUGUUUUUCGUUUUGUCAGUGCAGAUGGCAGAGUAGUGGAAAGAUUCCUCGGGUUUGAGCCCAUCCACAGCCACACAGGUGUCAGCCUAGCUGAAUCUGUGAUUGAAAUGGUGCGUCAUUUGGGGUUAGACUUGUCAAACUGUGUGGCCAAAGCUACGAUAAUGCUAGCAACAUGGCUGGCAAAUACAGCGGGCUCCAGGCGCAUUUGAAAAAAGAAAACCCGCCAAUUCAUUAUACACCGUGUGCUGCCCAUUCUCGGAACCUCGUAGGUGUUAACUGCGUUGAUAACUGCUGUGAGGAGGUUAAGUCUUUUUUUGAACUGCUGCAGUCUCUGUAUAGAUUUUGUAGUGCAUCAACACAUCGCUGGAAUACAGUUUUCAAUGACAGCGAACAUAACAUUAAAUACACUUUUAAAUCCCUCAGCACCACCCGAUGGAACUGCAGAGCAGACUCCACAAAAGCUCUCAAAGUCAAUUACAGGUCAGUUAGAGAUAUAUUAGCCAACAUAUCUUUAGACUGUGAUGAGAAAACACAAACUAAACUCGAAGCUGCUGCAUUGGUCUCAAAACUUGAUAAACUGGAGACGGUAAUGAUGACUAUGAUGUGGGACCGGGUACUGCAUAGGUUUAAGGCAACAAGUGACCAAAUCUAAAAAAGUGACAUGGAUUUAGCUACUGCUCUUGGCCUUUUGCGCUCACUGCUUUCAUAUGUCUGCAAUCUACGAGAAGAGUUUUCAGAGCUGGAAGAGUCAGCACGCGCAGUCAGUGUGACACAAAACUGCCAGUUCGACACUCAACGUGUGAGAAAAAGAAAGAGAUUUGCAGAUGAGUCUGCUGAUGACAGUGAAGUAGCUUUUAAUGACAGCAGUCAGAAAUUUAAAGUUGAAACAUAUUACGUCAUUAUCGACAGACUUUAUUCAUGCUUAUCCAAACGCAUAGAAGCCUACACACACGUGUGUGUGAACUCUUUGGGGUUUUAUUUGAGAAGGACUGUGAUGAUUGUGAUGUGCGUGGAAGAGCUGCUAAGCUGAGCUCGACUUAUCCAACAGAUCUGGAUAGUUCCUUGUCAGAUGAACUUAUUCAGUUCAAGCACUUUGUACAGCAUGAGACUUCACCUGUACAGCUGCUGCAAGCUCUUGACAGACAUGGACUUAAGACAACAUUUCCGAAUGUUUAUGUUGCACUAAGAUUGUUUUUAACCUUACCUGUGUCUAACUGUGAGGGUGAGAGGUCAUUUUCUGUUUUGAAACGGGUAAAAAAUGAGCUGAGGACCACAAUGUCACAGACUCGGCUCUCUGCACCUUCUCUCUUAGCCAUUGAACAUGAACUUGUUAGUGGCCUUGAUUUUGAAGAUAUUGAACACCAGUUUGCACAGUCAAAAUCCAGAAAAAAGCCAGUAUAAGAUGCCAAAUGAAAGCAAACAUGCACUUCCUGAUUAUUUUGGAUAAAAAUUGUGUUUUGCCAGGUUUUGUAGUAUUUUUAUCUUGUCUUCUACAGAGAAAUUGUGUCACAGAUGCAGCUCUGCACUCACUGUUGUAGCUAUUGGACAUGAACUUGUUGGUGGCUUUGAUUUUGAAGAUGUUAUACACCAGUUUGCACAAAGUCCAGAUGUCUAAAUGUUUGUGUAGCACUAAAAUGUUUAACUGGUUAUUUGUGCUGUGACAUGUUGUUCUAUUUUAAAACAAGUUCAAAUGAGCUUAGGAUCAAAAUGUUAAUGAGCAGAUAAUAGUGAUGCUGCAUUUUGUUUAUUUGUUCCUUGAGGUGCGAGCUUUAUGAAAAUGGUGAAACUUGUUGUGGAAGGAUAACUGGCAGAUUUAAAUCGUUUGUGUUGGACUAAUAACUUGAUUGCCUUGUUGAUUUCUGAGGUGACAGGGUCACCAUGUCAGUGUGAUUUCUGCUUAAAAUGAGCUGAGGACCAUAAUGUUUCUUGAUGUGUUGUCUGUGGUCUUCUGUGGUAGCUCUAUUAGUUCAGUACAUUUCUAUUGGGAAUAAGUGUUGUUAAAUAAAUGAUGGUUUCAAAGUGGUUGCUUAUUUAUUCAUUUUGACCCAAUGUUAUGGGUCAAUUUUACCAGAUUAUACAGAUGCUGAUGUGUUUUGUUUUCAUAGCAUCAUAUGUGAGUGGAUGUCUUUGAUAGGGUUCAUAGCAGUGCAUUUGUAGUUCUAUGAGCAUUUAAAUAUUUGUAAAUCAAAAUACACCUGAUGACAGUUAGAAUUUCGAGUAUUCAGUAUAUUUACUGCAUAUUAAAUGGCCUGUAUUUGAUAUAGCGCCUUCUAGAGUCCUGGAACCCCCCAAGGCGCUUUACAACACAAUCAGUCAUUCACCCAUUCACACACACAUUCACACACUUUUACAGCACUAUUACAGCAAAAUAUUCUGUAUGUGACCAUAUUAUGGUGAUCCUUGGGUCGUGAUGAUGGGGCCCUUGAAUAUUGUUGCCCAGGGUACAACAAAGUCUUAAUCUGGCCCUGCCACACGCUUAUUAGGUUAUUUUGGAGGCCUUUGUUUUUCCAAUUUACUUAAUCAGAAUUUAAAUAACAUCUUUGUUGUAGUGACCUCACCCCUCCACAUGGUGGUGCUGUGGCACAUAAAACAGCAAGGGUUUAAUCACUUCCAUGCAGAGAAAGGGAGACAUGUCAGUAAAACAUCUGCUACAAAACCAUCAGAUACUUUAACAAGAUCUAUAUUUUGUUGAAUAAUGUCACACUAUCUAAACACAGGAUAAGAUGUCCCAACACAUCUGGAACUGAUGAUUUAAUUUGUUCAAAGAGUGACUCGUCUGAAGUUUGCAUGUAGCAUAAGAAUGGUGAAGGAGCACACCUUGGGAGAUGCAAACUGCACCAUCUGGCUACACUUUGAGGACACAUUUAUGAAAAGCUUCAAAUCUGGCACCAGAUGUGCAGACUGACAUUAUUUCAGCUGACAGUUUGAAAAUCCAAGACAACAAGUUUUAUGUGGUUUACAAGGAACGUCCAGCAGCAUCUGUAAGGAAAAUGUGGACCUUUUUUUGACUGUUUUGACAGAAACAGAUGAGUGGUUGGGUAAAUCCUCAGCAGAUUCUCACACAAAUACAGUUUUUAUCAUGGGAUUAAGGUCCCAGUUUCACAUUGAACAUCAGCGCAGGUCUGAGCCUGUGCCUUUGUGUUGAUGCUGAAUGAGCGGAGGUUAAAUUGUUUCUGUCUGCAGCAGAUUUGUUCACAAACAGCUGUAAGAAUUUGAUUCUGAGUGGAAGACGAUAUAUUUUAAUUCAAUUUAAAGUCUUAUUUUACCACAUUAUUCUGAUACACUUUGACUGUAUAACCCUUCAUCACCGAUAGGUGGCGACUGCAACUCAUUUUUAAAUCGUGAUGCUUUUAAAGAUGCUUGGAAAUUCUAGAUCUCUGGGAGUUGAUCUGUUUCAUUUACAAAAGAGGGCACUAGUGCUGAGGGCAGCCGGGUUUGAACCAGCAUCCCUCCGGCUGACAGUCAUCUGCCACAACAAUUUGGCCACAGACACCUGCUUUUGUGGCUCUUCCAUGCAGAAAUUAGCAUUACUGAAAGGCACAGUUCAGUAAAAUGACAAAAAGGAACUUCUGUAAAUGUUUAAACAAUUUGCGCAGAUGAGCCUUUCAUCUGCUGGUAGAGACAAGAAAUGUUACACAUCCUCUUGCCAUAGCCCUCUGAAUACUCGAGUUCCUUUUAAAAUCCUGGUAGAAUCUUGUUUGAAUGACUUCUCAAAAUAAGUCUCCUAAAUAUUUUCUUACUUAAAAUGAGCAUUUGGUGAAUUCUGUCAAAUUCCUUUUCACCCUCCAGUCUGACACAAUAUUAUUCAUGUAGAUGAAAUGUCAAAUCAGCUGGCACACAGUGUGUGUGUGUGCUCGCUUGCAUGUGUGUGUGUGUGUGUGUGUAUGUGUGCUCGCGUGCAUGUGUGUGUGUGUGUGCUCACGUGCAUGUGUGUGUGUGUGUGUGUGUGUGCUCGCGUGCAUGUGUGUGUGUGUGUGUGCUCACGUGCAUGUGUGUGUGUGUGUGUGUGUGUGUGCUCGCGUGCAUGUGUGUGUGUGUGUGUGUGUAUGUGUGCUCGCGUGCAUGUGCGUGUGUGUGUGUGUGUGCUCACGUGCAUGUGUGUGUGUGUGUGUGUGUAUGUGUGCUCGCGUGCAUGUGUGUGUGUGUGUGUGUGUGCGUGCAUGUGUGUGUGUGUGUGCGUGUGUGUGUGUGUGUGCGUGCGUGUGCGUGUGGGGGUCUUGUUCUGUGUGAAAACGAAGCAGUACAAGUGAUAAUGCUGCAGGAUUUCAUAAUUUUACCCUUCUCAGCAGCAGCACUGCAGGUGCGUAAGCCAGGUCCUUAUUCAACCUAAAGCUGUGCACAUUUUUCCGCUAAGUUUUCUUUCAUAAAUCUCAAAGUUUGUGUAGAAAGUUGCUUACGCAGUUUUCCGACCCCGUUUUGUGCGUUAGCAAGCUCGAUAAAUGAGGCCCCUGACCUGUGCUGGAAUGUUUACUGUGUGAAGGUCCCUGAGACGACUCUUUUCGUGAUUUGGCGCUACAGAAAUAAACUGAAUUAAAAGUUCUUGGAAUGUUGGUGGUUAUUAACCUGACAAGCCAUUCUAUGUAUGUGAAUAGUCUAGAUUUCUAGGCUAGAGCGUUAUUCCUUAAUAAUAAUGAAAAUUAGAUCAUCGUGAAAAGGUUAAAUGACAAACUCACGGCCUCACUCUCCCGUCAGCUGAUUAACAAAACAUGUUGUAGAUUUCAAAUUGCAAAUCAGGUCAUUGUCAGGCUGCAGACACUUUCAGUUUUAUCAUCUUUUAGGUUCCUACCAUCAUACAUCAAAGUGCAGCUAUGAUAUUUCCAGGUUUGUACACAAAUGCUUACAAAUAAGAAUCAAAAUACAAAUGUGCUGCUUCCAGAGCAACAGCCGCAUACAAACGGAACAUGCAGACAGACAGUCGUCUCGUCCGAGUUUUGGGGUUCUUCCGGACUUAUCAGCGAGACGGAAAGAGCAGCCAGCCUGGUAAAAGUCCCUGGGCAUACAGAUAACAUAUUGGGGAUGUCAAGAAAACUCUGGAGGCUGAUAAUGGCCUCACUCCUCCAUUUGAAAUGUAGUUAAGCUUAAGGGUUAUUUAUCACUGUGAGGGUCACAUAGGAGCACUUAGUAUUUAUUACAGGACAUGCAAGAUGGAGGAGAGGAAAUAGGGAGAAAGCCACCCUUAUCAUAGUCCUCUAGGUGCUGUGAUGUCUGUAAACAUACAUCAGCUCUGUUUAAAGGCCGGCAUAUCUCCCCUUCAUGUCUCCUCAGAGGGAGAUUAUAAAACAGCGGUUGUGGGCAUUUUUCUGUUGGCUGCUGAGUGUUUUCUUCGUAAUCCAGCAGCACACUAGAAUUAUUUCCCCAAGUCAGAGAGCAAAAUCGGGUGUGAUGCUUCGAGGAGCCAAGGAAAAUCAGGAGUUCCUGAACACAACAUGGGGAGCUUCCUCAUUUUCUUUUUCGUUUUAAACAUUUUUUUCUGUUUUUGUUCUAUGUGUCGGCCUCCUGCAAUAAACACCAGAGUCUUCAGAUGUUGCUAAACUUCAGAGCAAAUGGGCAGAACCAGUUUAUUCAAAGCUGAUCUCAUCAAACCCCGUACAUCCCAGAGAAAUCAAAGCUUUCCUUAUUGCGCUCCCCUCUUCUCAUCCUUUGUCUUGCUAAUACACAUUAGAGUGCGGCUGGCUGCCCUCUUUUGACAGCCGUCAGUAAAUUCUGGGCAAAGCUGCAGAUGUGAAACCUGGAGGCACCUUUGACCCACGACCCCUGCCAUCACAUCCUGUCACGGAAGCUUCUCUGUAGACCGGAUUCUCCCAGUGCAUCACACGUGGACACAAACAUGUGCAAAACGUAAUACUCAUUCCCACUCAAAUAUAACAUCAUGCAUUUAAUCCAUGUCAUCCACAGUCACACUGCUAGCUGCCUUGUUAAAUGCAACAGUCAGCAGUCAGAAACAACACAGUCAGAGGCCAAAACAUCUGAUAUUUGCUGCAGUGUGACAUCAAAAGUGACCUAGAGAAAUAUUUGAUUCAGAGCAUUGCUCUUUUAACAUGCGACUUAUUUAAAAGAUGGUGUGUUAAUAAUUUAGUGCCAUCAGAAAGAUCCAACCUGUCUUAAUCACUGAACAGGAAGACUGUGCACAUAAAACAUAAGAAUAUAUAAUCAAUUAUUGAAAUCUACUUUUAUGCAGACAACAUAUGCUAACAAUUGAUGCACAAAUAUAGUGUUUCUGUCUUUCUAUUAUGCAAAAAACUCAUGCAUCCUCGAAAUAAAUGGCUGUGAGCCUGCAACAGAAACCUUCUAAGACCGCUGGUUAACACGUCUCUGUACUGGUGUGACAAGGUUAGUGCAGAAAACAGUUCCCAUGUAGUUAUAAAACAGGAUCGGACAGAUGAUUGUUGCUCUCAGAGCCGAGCUGAGCCCCUGGAAAUGAGAGAGCAGUGUGAUGGUGCAGGGAUGGGAUGGGCCAGUGCAUGAACAUGGAGCGGUAGUUACGGCUGUUGAUCCGUUUAUGUAGCCUGGAAAACAUCCUAUAUGCAGUUGGUCUGGAUUCCUAGGCCACAGUUUUUAUGCUCCAAAUGUGUUUUUCCACAUUUAAAAUAUGCAGAUAAUUAAAGAGAGCUCAUGAGACUUUGCACAUAGGAGGAUAAUUACAUUCUGAUGAAUGGGCGAUGAUCUAAAAUAAUGAAGGUAAACCAGUUAGAACAGGUUCUCCAUGAAGUUGCAUCUCAGAAUAUGAGAUGUUGAUUUUAAAGCAAUAAUUUAAAUAAUUAAAAGUUGCAUUUAGUCAACAUUAGAUGCUCAUAACAAUGAAAAAGGGGGUGAUAUUUUUCAUUUAACUUUGUCACCACAUUUUGCUGGGAAACAUUUUCCGUAUUUAUAAGAGCUUCUGUCUGGGUUCUCCCUGCCAUUUUUUUAAAUGAAAUUCUAAAGACUUAGUUUUAAACUCUUAUAAAGUUAUCUGUUUCUAAACAUACCGCCCCAUACUGCUGUGGUGUGUGUUUUAGUCUGGAAAGAAACUGCAGAGAUAGCUAGAAAGAUCCAUGCAGUGGAGUCUAACCACUCAUCUGUCAGUGGGCUCACAAAGAGCUCAGAUGGGAUAUCUCCUGGCAGAUCAAAUGAGGGAUGGCAGUCUUGGUUUUAUUGGGAGGGUCAAGUAGCUGUGUUAUUUCAACCUCAAUGACCCUGUGUGAAGGCCCCCGCCGGUCUCCCCACUGGACUUCAGAGUGGAAGGUGGACUAAGACCGUCUCCGCUAAAGGUGUUUGGAGUGGGUGUCUUUGUUUGUCCUCCCAGAAUGAACGUCUCAGCCGAUGGUGACUGAUGGUCAGAGUCCUGGUGGCCACUGACGUAAAAGGAAAGCUAGAAUUACACCUUCAGCAAACACUCCAGAUGCACGCUUUUCACACUGAUGCCAAGUUGCUGUUCUCAUUUAUUUAGGCAGUUCUGAAUUUUUGUUUUUUCUUCAGUAGUGAAAUCAUUGUUUUAGUCAGCAAGUUGGAUGAAGGAUGAAACAACAACAUUUCUUUGUGUCUUGUGUAUCACACUUUUUGUCUCUUCAAAGAAGAUCAGCUGUUGACAUAUGGGAGGACAAGCUGAAGUCUUUUAACUACAUUCUGUGGACUUCCUGAGAGUAAUGAAUUACAGUAAUCCAGUCUUGAUGUAAUAAAUGCAUGAACUACUUUUCAGCAUCACUCCUGGAAAGGAUGCGUCUAAUCUUAGCAAUAUUCCUGAAGUGGAAGAAGGAAAUCCUACAAACCUGUUUAACGUGGCAUUUGAAUGACAUGUCCUGGUCACAGAUAACACCAUAGUUCCUUACUUUUUUCUCGGAGACUAAUUUAAUGCCAUUCAGGUCAGGUGAUUGACUAAGCAAUUUCCUUUUCUGAAUUUUGGGUCCAAAGCUGAGAACUCCAGUCUUGUCUUGAUGUAAAAGCAGAAAGUUUUGAGUCAUCCAAUUUUUAUGUCUUCAAAACAAGCCUGUAAUCUAACUAACCGAGCGAAACAGAGAUGGCAGCAGCUCAUUAAAAAAGACCUUAGCAUCGACUUUUGAUUGUUUAGACGGGCUUUUUUUGACUGAAGAGCAGAUAAUUAUUUAAUGCUUUGAUUCCACUGCCAGGUCUGGUACGGUUCGCAGCACAUUGUUGUUCAGAGCUUGGAUCUCUUUAGAAGUUUUUCUGGGCUCUUUUGCUACCAUUUGGAUUAUGUGUCUCUUUGACUUGUCUUCAGUUUUUCUCCUGCGGCCACAUGCAGGGAGGUUGGCUACAGUCCCAUUCUCUUCUGCUUGUCCAAGGUCAGGCCACAGGUGCAGCAGCCUGAGGAGAGAGGACCAGAAUUCCCUCUUACCAGCCACUUGGGCCAGCAUUUCCUUGGGAUCCCAAGGCGUUCCCUGGCUAGCCAAGAAACAAAAGACAGUUUCACAUUUGGGACAGCGUGGACUGGGCUAGGUGGCAUCAGUCCGGGUCCCGCACUGAUAGGAUUUGUUCACACACACUUCUCAGGAAUGGGGACAUCUCCGAGCCUGGGGGUGGGGCAAAAGACGCAUGGAAAGGUCCAUGGUGUCUCCCUUAAAUGAUGGCCGUUCAGCUCAAGGCACGGCAGUGCUGUUUCUGUGUGUGUGUGUGUGUGUGUGUGUGUGUGUGUGUGUGUGUGUGUGUGUGUGUGUGUGUGUGUGUUUGUGUGCACUCCUCACAGCAGUGAGGAGAGACAGAGCUACCACAGAUUUAGUCAGGGGUGACAUUUACUUCUCAGUAUCCAGAAUGAUGAUGAAUCGCACAUGCAUGAACCUGCCAUUGGUAUAUUCUAUCAAUUGGAGGCUCUCCCUAAUGGUAUGCAUGUAUUAGAGCCGGCCAGUUGGCAGGGAGUGUGUUGGAGCCUUGGUAUGUGGGAUGAAACCCUGACCGGGUGAGCACAGAAAGAUACAAAGCCACCUAGAUGUGAAUAGAUGAAAAGCUACCCAGUCCAGUCUGUGCUGGCCUAGAUGUUAAAGUGCCAUUUGUACCCCCUGGGUGUUCUGGGUCUCCCUUGAGGUCUCUUUCUGGUUGGAUGUGUCUGGAAAACCUCACCAGGCAGCCAGGAGGCAUCCUAACUACACUGUUAAAAAAAAUUCCGUUAUAAAACGGAAAAAGUGCUGGUAAUUAAUUACCAGCACUUUUUCCGUUAUUGUACGAGCACUUCCGUAAACCUUAAAACGGAUAUUUCUGUAGAUUUACCAGCACUUUUUCUGUACCAUUGACGGACAUUUCCGUCAAACCGAAAAUGGAAAAUUCCGUAUUUUCCAUAAAUUUCUGCGUUGUUGCACAGACAAUUCCGUAAACCCUAUAACAGAUAUUUCAGUAGAUUUACCUGACUUUUUCUUUACCAUUUACGGACAGUUCCAUCAAACCUAAAAUGGAAUAUUCCGUAUUAUUUAAGUACUCAAUCCAUACCAUUUACGGACACUUCAGUCAUCCUAAAAUGUUUAAUUCUGUACCAUUCUCUAUACCGUUUACCAUCAAUAAAGCACAAAUGUUGAAUCACAGCAAUUAUUUAUUUCCUUUAAUAGAGCUGAAACAACUAAUCGAUUUAAUCGAUUAUAAUCGAUUAUUAAAAUAGUUAACAACUUUUUUAGUCAUCGAUUAGUUGUUUAAUAAUCAUAUUUUACCGCAUAAAGUCUAUUUUUACCACAAUCUGACAUCGGCUACAAGCUGUUAAAUUUGCCGCCAGUGUGUGGCAGUAAUGAGCCACUGAUCUACCAGUGGAGCCGUAGAAGAAGAAAUGAGCCAAUGAGUGCCCUCGGUUUUCAUGACGUAUCACGUUACUGAUGCUCAUCUUGCUGUGAGAGAUGGCGGAACAAGAAAUACGGAAGAAAAAUAGAAGCGACAAAACUUUAGAGAAACCCCGGACAAAAACCUCACGAGUAUGGGAGCACUUCACUCUAGAUGCCUUUAAAAGGCAAAAUAUGCAAAAACCAUCUAGCAUAGCACGGAAGCACGACGUCCCUAAGUGAACAUUUGAGACGAAAACAUGUGGGGGCUGAUGCAGCGGAGGAAGAGCACCGCGGUCAAGUGAGCCGUCAUUUGGAAGAGCCAGCCCGAAAAAAAACAAGCAACGAUGGACAACUACAUGGGGAACAAGACACUCACCCCCCAGCAAUUCAUACCACUUACAAACUCUAUUCUAAACAUGCUGGUAAAAGACAUGAGGCCACUAUCCAUGGUGGAAGGAGCAGGCUUCCAGCUAAUGCUAAAAAAUUAUUCUGGACUGAUAUUUUGCACUGUUUAGCUCAUUUUAUACUGCUGACUGUGUUCAUGUGCAAUAAAAUAGAUUGCAGUCAACUGC
Messenger RNA from Nothobranchius furzeri (turquoise killifish), 11617 nucleotides. The record is from RefSeq and is a predicted model, not a curated record. NCBI's taxonomy places the organism in Eukaryota, Metazoa, Chordata, Actinopteri, Cyprinodontiformes, Nothobranchiidae.